Molecule: messenger RNA, 794 nt
Organism: Baudoinia panamericana UAMH 10762
Lineage: Eukaryota; Fungi; Ascomycota; Dothideomycetes; Mycosphaerellales; Teratosphaeriaceae
Exons: 4
Coding region: 1-531 (176 amino acids)
Cellular component (GO): nucleus; cytosol
Molecular function (GO): protein binding; peptidyl-prolyl cis-trans isomerase activity
Source: RefSeq, a predicted model, not a curated record
AUGGCGACGGGAUUGCCAGCCGGCUGGGAGGUCCGGCACUCGAACAGCAAGAACCUCCCGUAUUACUUCAACCCGCAAACCAAGGAAUCGCGAUGGGAGCCGCCACAGGAGACUGAUAGCGAAACGCUGAAGCAUUACAUGGGCCAGUAUCAUACGGCCAACCUCCGACAGGACGGCGUCGCCGCCCAGCAAAGCCUUGACGGCAAGAUCCGAUGCGCACAUCUGCUUGUCAAACAUAGAGACUCGCGGCGACCAAGCUCGUGGCGUGAAGCUCAGAUUACCAGGUCCAAGGACGACGCUAUGGUGAUUAUCCGCAAUCACGAAAGCAGGAUCAAAAGCGGUGCGACAAGCCUUGGCGAACUGGCGACCACAGAGAGCGAUUGCAGCUCCGCCAGAAAGCGAGGUGAUCUAGGUUUCUUCGGUAAAGGCGACAUGCAGAAGGAGUUCGAGGAAGCAUCGUUCGGCUUAAGGCCUGGCGAGGUAUCACCAGUCAUCCAGACUGCCUCUGGGCUGCAUCUUAUUGAGAGGUGAGCUCGAGUAACCUCACUCAAACUUGGUCGAAUACAAGAAGGCGGCCGAGACAGAGUCGCAUAAAGGUUAUCAUCUGCAUGGUCCAUGGCUUUGUGGGGUGCAUGUUAGGAGCGCUCCCUUGAGCGUAUGGUCUUGUGGAGAUAAAGCAAGCAUAGUAGGUCAAAGAAGACGAUGUCUCUCCGUAUUGAAUCAAUUGUUCGCCGGCUGCGGCUCGGCGGUAUGCACCGCAUCCUCUGCACAAAGCCGCGCAGGUGCUUCUCUCC